GGGCGAUAUAAGGUUCCCGUGGCGGUAGUUUCUGCACCAACAGAGGAAGUUAAGCAGCAUCGUAAACAUGGCUGACAGUGGAGUGACAGAUGGUCUUUGCGAUACAGAUGACAUCGAACGAUCAAAGACUGAAGGCAAAGAGCUGACCAAAGAGGAGAAGCAGCGGCUGAGGAAAGAGAAGAAACAUCAGAAGAAAAUCAAAGAGAAAAAAGACGACGCGGCUUCACAUGAAGAUGAAAAGAAGAAGAAGAAGAAGAAAGAAGAGAAGCCUGUCGGUGCAGCUUCCCAGCCUCCAACACAGCCCUCACAGAAAGUAGCGCCCGCUCCUGCACCGGUUCCUGUGCCUGCCUCAGAAACUCCUGCCCUUGCAGAUAAGCCAGCUAAGAGUAAAGCGGACUUGAAAGCAGAGAGGAGAGCUCGGCAAGAGUCCGAGAGGGCCUCAAAACAGGGCAAGAAGGGGGACGUGGGGCAGCCGGUCCCCACGAGCAAACCCAAAGCACCGCCUAGUGAGCUGCAGCCAGUGGUGAAGAGGCUCCCAGAACAUGUCCAAGUGGACAACCCAGACGUUUUAAAGAAACUGGCAAAGAAGUUGGAACGACAACAGAUCCCACUCCGGUCGGACUACGGCUACAAAGUCAGCCUGUUUUCUCAUCUCCACCAGUACAGUCGGAAAGCCCCUCUAACACAGCAACUAGGCAUUCCCUCCACAGUCAUCCAUCCUGCCAUCGUUCGCCUGGGUCUCCAGUACUCGCAGGGCAUUGUGGCUGGAUCCAACGCUCGCUCUGUCGCCCUGCUGCAUGCCUUCAAACAGGUAAUAAGAGACUAUACGACGCCUCCAAACGAGGAGCUAUCGAGAGACUUGGUCAACAAGUUGAAACCUUAUAUCAGUUUUUUGAAUCAAUGUCGCCCUCUGUCAGCCAGCAUGGGUAAUGCAAUCAAAUACAUCAAGAAAGAGAUCUCCAAUAUUCCUAGUCAAUGCAAAGAAGAAGAGGCAAAGAGCAAACUGCUGAGCUGUAUCGAGUGCUACAUUAAUGAGAAAAUCAUCCUUGCUGCUAAAGCUAUUGCCAAGUACUCCAUAGAAAAGAUCAGUGAUGGAGAUGUCAUCCUAGUUUAUGGAUGCUCGUCGCUGGUCAACCACAUCUUGUGCGAGGCCUUUGAGAAGAAAAGGAAGUUCCGUGUGAUCGUGGUGGACAGCAGGCCCCGACUGGAGGGCCGGGAGGCCCUGAGGCGCCUUGUCCAGAGAGGCAUCAGCUGCACCUACGUCCUUAUCUCCGCCGUCUCCUACAUACUCCCAGAGGUAUCAAAGGUGUUCCUUGGUGCCCACGCGCUGCUGGCCAACGGUUACGUCAUGUCUCGCGUGGGGACGUCACAGAUAGCUCUGGUGGCCAAAGCCUUUAAUGUGCCUGUGCUGGUGUGUUGCGAGACCUACAAGUUUUGUGAGAGGGUGCAGACGGAUUCCUUCGUGUCCAAUGAACUAGAUGAUCCCGAUGAACUCAUUGUGACCCGUAAAGGGAAGACCCAGCUCGAGCACUGGCAGGAAGUGCCCUCGCUUGGCCUGCUCAACCUGGUGUACGACGUGACGCCGCCUGACUUCGUGGACUUGGUCAUCACAGAUCUGGGGAUGAUCCCGUGCACCUCGGUUCCUGUGGUGCUCAGAGUCAAAAACGUGGACCAGUGAACGACCUCCUGCUCUGUCGGUUUCUGAGUUUCUUUUGAUGGGAGAGUUUGACUGCUUGCACACAACACAAAAUAUCGUGCUUUGAGCAUGCAAUAAAUAUAUAUCUGAAAUGGCAAA
Messenger RNA from Cyclopterus lumpus (lumpfish), 1795 nucleotides. RefSeq names its product eukaryotic translation initiation factor 2B, subunit 4 delta (gene eif2b4). NCBI's taxonomy places the organism in Eukaryota, Metazoa, Chordata, Actinopteri, Perciformes, Cyclopteridae. The transcript is spliced from 13 exons. Bases 68 to 1678 code for a protein of 536 amino acids. The record is from RefSeq and is a predicted model, not a curated record.